Molecule: messenger RNA, 703 nt
Organism: Galleria mellonella (greater wax moth)
Lineage: Eukaryota; Metazoa; Arthropoda; Insecta; Lepidoptera; Pyralidae
Product: bolA-like protein 2
Exons: 3
Coding region: 414-665 (83 amino acids)
Biological process (GO): intracellular iron ion homeostasis
Cellular component (GO): cytosol; nucleus
Molecular function (GO): 2 iron, 2 sulfur cluster binding
Source: RefSeq, a predicted model, not a curated record
UAAAAUUUGCGAGUGAAUGCGAAAUACAACGUCUUGCGAAAAUUAAAUGAAAAGCGAAUGAAUGAUCGAAUUACCGCCACUUCUGCAUUAACUGGUCAAGGUCACGAUUACCCAACAAAAUUUAAACAUUAGACAUUAGAGACGAAAUUUCAACAAAACUGUGAAAUUUAUGUUGGUUGGCUUAUAAUUAUCGGAACUUACUUCAUCCGGUAUGAAAUUCGUCAGUUCGGCGACCGCAAUUUCAAGUUCACUUUCGAGUGUGAUCUACUUUCUCGUUUUCUCGCUUUCGAAAAAAAAAUUCCUAAACACACUGCGAGGAAAUUAUUAGUUUACAUAAAUUAAUAGUUAGAGGUGAAUUACGAUUGUGAAUUGUGCUUUAAUUUUCUGCUGUGUAUGGAUUUUAAUUAACGAAUAUGGUGUAUACGGAGGGAUAUUUGAAGGAAAAGCUCACCAAGGAAUUGGACGCCGUUCACGUCGAGGUGACGGACGAGAGCGACGGCUGUGGCGCUAAGUUUUCUGUGCUCAUCGUGUCUGAUAAGUUCAAUGGGAAACCACUUUUAGCUCGCCAUAGGUUGGUUAAUACAGUCCUGCAAGAGGAGUUGAAGACCAUACACGCGUUCACCCAAAAGACAUUAACAGUAGAACAGUACAAGCAGAAAUCUUAAACUGUAAUAUAUUUAAGUGGAUUACAAUGGAAUAAUAC